This is a messenger RNA of Varroa destructor (honeybee mite), 1237 nucleotides long. RefSeq names its product replication termination factor 2. The record is from RefSeq and is a predicted model, not a curated record. Gene Ontology annotation, cellular component: nucleus. Gene Ontology annotation, biological process: mitotic DNA replication termination. Lineage: Eukaryota; Metazoa; Arthropoda; Arachnida; Mesostigmata; Varroidae.
CAUGGGUUGUGUUCUACCAAGUGCGGUAAUCAAGCAUUACUGAAAACUGAUGUAAAAGGUGCAAUAUGUAAUACAAUAUAUUUAGCACUGGCUCAUUCUGUCGAGUAUUACAGACAAAAAUCAUCAACACAUUGUUUACAUACCAUCGAAGCGUUUGUUUAGCUGACUGAUACAGUGCAGAAGUCUUAUGUUACGCUGUAUUAUCGCAAAGAAGAGGGCUUUGAGCAACUGACCUUUCCUUUCUGAUCGCAUUGAAUAGUAAAACUUCAACCACGAUGGGAUGUGACGGCGGAACUAUACCUCGUCGCGAUGAGCUUGUACGAACUAAGCAGAAGGACGAACAGAAAGAUAUGCAAGCAGAGAACGCGUUUAAAUGGAAACACUGCGCAAUUUCGCAGCAAGCACUGAAGCAACCGAUUGUGGCAUGUGAUUUAGGUCGACUGUAUAAUAAGGAGGCCGUCAUUCACUACUUACUUCGUCGUGUCGAGUCACCUCUAGAAACAGCCGCACACAUUCGGCAGUUAAAAGAUGUUACUGAGCUAGUCCUCACGGACAACCCCGCUUUCAAAUAUGUACAGACCAAAAAUACUGAUUACGUUGACCAUGCUGUUGCAGCUUAUAUCUGCCCUACUACCGGCCUUGAAAUGAAUGGGAAGUACAAAUUCGUGUUCAACCGUCGAUGUGGCUGUGUGUUUAGCGAACGUGCCCGCAAGAACGUUAGCUCUGAGAAGUGUCUUAAAUGCAGUGGUCUUAUGAAUCCUAGCGAAAUUAUCAUUCUGAAUCCUAACGAAGAAGAACGAAAGGAGAUGGAGGUUCGAAUGAUUCAGCGAAAAUGUGCUGCUAAAGCGGCUCGGAAGAAGGUAAAGAAUGAGACUAACCCGAAGGUUGAAAUUGACCCUCAAGAUGCUGCUGGUCCAGCAUCAAAAAAAAUAAAACAAGAGAAGAUGAAACCGAUAAAACAGGAGGUAACUACGUCGUCAAGCAAUUCUGCUGGCAAGUCUUCUUAUUCAAUAGCAAACGACCCUAACGCUUCCGAAGCUCUGAAGUCUCUCUUUACAUCACACGAAAGUGCAAAGAAUAAACCUACGGCGCACUGGAUUACACAUAAUCCUCUGUUCUAUUAGGUGACAAUCUUAUGAGGCUUUCCUCUGGAAAUAAGCUUGAUAUUUGUAUACACAUGUAAAUAAAGAACUACAUUAUAUAUAAAGAACGAAACUGAUUUUUUAUGCAUCUUACU